This is a messenger RNA of Argentina anserina (silverweed cinquefoil), 1140 nucleotides long. RefSeq names its product probable jasmonic acid carboxyl methyltransferase 2. NCBI's taxonomy places the organism in Eukaryota, Viridiplantae, Streptophyta, Magnoliopsida, Rosales, Rosaceae. The record is from RefSeq and is a predicted model, not a curated record. The transcript has 3 exons. Gene Ontology annotation, molecular function: S-adenosylmethionine-dependent methyltransferase activity. The coding region runs from base 1 to 1140 and encodes 379 amino acids. Gene Ontology annotation, biological process: methylation.
AUGGAGGUGGUGCAAGUACUUCAUAUGAACAAAGGAGAUGGUGAGACGAGUUAUGCCAGAAACUCCACUGUUCAGAGAAAAACACAAUCUAUCGUCAAACCAAUCAUUGAAAAAGCGGUGCUAGAACUCUUGGAAUCCAACAUCAUGGGAAUAGAGAGCAUGGGAAUAGCAGAUCUGGGUUGCUCCUCUGGACCCAACACAUUACUACUCAUCUCGCAUAUCCUGGAUAUGAUACAUGCUAAACCUAGCAGAGUUACAGAGCUAAGAGUGUUUCUGAAUGACCUCUUUAGCAACGAUUUCAAUUCCAUUUUUAUGUCACUCCCAUCAUUCUACAACAAACUGAAACGAGACCAUGAUAAAGGUCGCGAUCCCGAUCAGCAUGUCAUGCAUCCCUUUGUUUCUGCCGUGCCCGGUUCAUUUUACGGUCCAUUGUUUCCCAGAAAGAGCCUGCACUUUGUUCACUCUUCUUUUAGGCUUCACUGGCUCUCUCGGGUCCCUGAUGACCUAAACAACAAAGGAAAUAUAUGUAUUUCUAAGAGCAGCCCGAAAUGCGUAUUAGAUGCACACUCCAUGCAGUUUCAGAAAGACUUUGCUGAUUUUCUGAGUUCUAGGGUACCAGAAAUGGUUGAAGGAGGACGAAUGGUACUGUGCUUCAUGGGCAGGCGAUCAUCCGACCUAACAGUUGAUGAUGAGGGCAAUCUCCACUCGUUAGAGCUCUUAGCCGACGCUUUGGCUGCCAUGGUUUCAAAAGGUCUUAUAGAAGAGGAGAAGGUGAAUUCCUUCAACGUUCCCUACUAUACGCCAUGUCCAGAGGAAUUGAAUUUGGUGUUAGAAAAACAAGGGUCUUUCAUCAAGGACCGUAUUGAAGCUUUCAGCAUGGACUGGGAAGCCAGCGCAGCUGAUCUGAAUCAGAACAUGAGAGCAGUUGGUGAUGAUCAAAAGAUAACUAAAAGUGGGCAACGAAUUUCCAAUAGCCUAAGAGUUGUGGCAGAGUCGAUGCUUGAAUCUCAUUUUGGAAAAGAGAUGGUGGAUGAAGUUUUUCAAAAACAUGCAGAGCUCGUAAGCAAGUGCUUAUCAAGUAGAACUACUAGACCGAAAUAUAUCAUUUUCGUCAUUUCACUUGUAAAAAUAGGGAACUGA